AUGCCAAAUUUGGAACAUGUAGAUAUUGACUUGUGUUGCUAUUUUAGCGGACAAGUAUUUAAAAAAAUUGGACAAUUUCAACAGUUGAUAUAUUUCAGAAUCGAACGAGGUAGAGACAAUGCUUCACUCAUAGAACAGUGUGAAGAUAUUCAUUUUGGAGGUGGUACAUUACCAAAAUUGGAAUUCUUAGAUGUUGAUCCAUCCAACAGCAAUCGUCCUGUUGGAAUACUGACUAAAACAGAUCUCGUUAGAGAGAGUCUGAAAUCCUACAAAAACAUUGAUCUUCCUGCUGAGUCAGUGAUGUCAAAGAAUUUAACGUUUGCAAAAGAUUACCUUGAAGAAGAGCAGGUUGCUGAAGCCAUGCGUUCAAAUAACAUUCACUAUGUUUUAGUGGAAGAUGAACAAUCGAAUUGGAUAGGAAUGGCUUCAACAGUGGAUAUCCUGGAGGAGAUGGCCCACUCUAAUAAGGCCUUUCCUUACAACAGAAGAAGAAAAGUUGAAUAUUGA
Messenger RNA from Naegleria lovaniensis, 507 nucleotides. RefSeq lists its product as uncharacterized. The record is from RefSeq and is a predicted model, not a curated record. Lineage: Eukaryota; Heterolobosea; Eutetramitea; Acrasida; Naegleriidae. Bases 1 to 507 code for a protein of 168 amino acids. The transcript has 2 exons.